AUGCCCAAGUACGCUAAAUUUCUUAAGGACCUUCUGAAGCGUAAGGAGAGAAUAGGUGAGCUUUCGAAUAUUCCUUUGACCGGAGGUUGUUCCGCGGUAGUCUUGAAUAAGCUGCCAGAGAAGUUAACCAACCCUGGUACAUUCACUAUUCCACGCCUUUUUGGGGGAGCCGUUACCCCUGCUCAUGCUCUAGCCGAUUUAGGAGCCAGCAUCAAUCUGAUGCCAUUUUCAUUGUACGAGAGGCUAGGUUUAGGAGAGCUUACACCCACGCGUAUGUCGUUGUCCUUGGCCGAUCGUUCGGUCAAGUAUCCUCGUGGGAUAGUGGAGAAUUUGUUGGUUAAAGUGGAUAAGUUCGUAUUUCCCGAAGAUUUUGUCAUUCUUGACAUGGAGGCCGAUGAGAGAGUUCCUAUUAUUUUGGGGUGUCCAUUCCUUAGAACCGCAAAGGCGGUCAUCGACGUCUUUGAUGAUUAG
Helianthus annuus (common sunflower) is the source of this 471-nucleotide messenger RNA. RefSeq lists its product as uncharacterized. The transcript has a single exon. The record is from RefSeq and is a predicted model, not a curated record. Bases 1 to 471 code for a protein of 156 amino acids. NCBI's taxonomy places the organism in Eukaryota, Viridiplantae, Streptophyta, Magnoliopsida, Asterales, Asteraceae.